This is a messenger RNA of Oncorhynchus mykiss (rainbow trout), 1614 nucleotides long. RefSeq names its product high affinity immunoglobulin gamma Fc receptor I. The record is from RefSeq and is a predicted model, not a curated record. Gene Ontology annotation, biological process: cell surface receptor signaling pathway; immune response. Gene Ontology annotation, molecular function: transmembrane signaling receptor activity. Lineage: Eukaryota; Metazoa; Chordata; Actinopteri; Salmoniformes; Salmonidae. Gene Ontology annotation, cellular component: external side of plasma membrane.
AAACUGAAAACUAGUCUCAUUUCCCCUGACAAUAUAUAGAGAUUGUAGUGUAAUCAUCCCCAUCAGAAGCACAAGCAUAACAUUCAACAUGAAGCUGUUACUGAGCCUCCUUGUUGUUUCGACACUACCUACAUGGGCUGUACCACAAGUUCUCCCCAUGAGGGCUCCGCUGACAGCCGUGGCUGAGCUAGUUAAUGGGGGACCCCGGAUCUUCUCAGGGGAGAGAGUACGUCUGAAGUGCAGUGUUCCUGGGAAAGUGUCGGCCGAGUGGAGGUACCAGUGGUUCAGGGGGGGAGAGCAGCUCCAGGAGUCUGAGUACUUUGUCCUAUGGAAGGCCAGGCCACAGCAGAGUGGGAAGUAUUACUGCCAGGGCCUGAGAACCACAUGGAUAAGCACACAACACACCCUCCACAGCCUGCCUAUAGAAAUAGAGGUGGACGGUGGGUGGGCCAUCUUGCAGGCCCCGCCCCUGCCCAUGCUGGUUGGAGAGACAAUGACCCUGAUGUGUCGUGUCCGUGGCAACCCUAGACUGACUGAGGUCAUACUCUACAAGGACGGGGUGGAGCUUCAGAGACAGUCUGGACCAGAGCUGUGUGUCACUAACCUUACCCUGCAACACCACGGAUCCUAUUGGUGCAGAGCAUCCUGGGAUGGACUGAGGCAAACCAACUCUGUGAUCUCAGUGGCUGCUUCGGUGUCCAUCAUAGAGGUUCUGACAGAACCCAUGUUGGAGAUUGUGCCCAAUGACCCUCUGAUCCAUAAAGACCGUAUGCUCCUGGUGUGUCAUGUUCAACUGAACGCCCGUGAGCCCGUUUCACACAUCCACUACUACUUCUACCAGGACGGGCUGAGUCUGGGGCUUGCCUCUUCCCAGGACAGAGUCACAGUACUGAGGGACUCAGGCCGGUACUGGUGCAAAGCCAGCAUUCCUACUCUGGGGCUGAAGAGGCUCAGCGAGCCCGUACCUUAUGGGCGAGUGACAGAUAUCAGGACAGCGAUUACUCAUCCCGUACUGGAGGAACACUUUUUCUACAACGAGUCAGACAGGAAGGUUUUACUUCAUGCGCCUGACAAGGACCUCAUGCCCGUCAUUCGCAGGAGAAAGAGACGGAGGUAUCGAGGACGAAGGUCCGGGUGCCUUGGAUACAUCAGGGACCAGCUGUCUCACUCCAACCCAGAGCUCCAUCUCAUCCAGAUCCUAUGAAAGGACCUCCCCAGACCACCACCUCUAUCCAGCCUUCUGAGCCCCUUACCUUCCCCGAUGUAUCCGGUGAUUCUCCAAACACACUGGCCCCUGGUGUUGGUUCAGAUGAUGGAACAGUGGUGUGGAAGGACUUCUAAAUUCCUUAAGAAUUGUUAAUUAAUAUGUUAUUUGUCUUUUAGGUUGUGAAUGAAACAAUGAAUUGUAUUUGAACUGUCGAUUAUAAGUUCAAUGCAAAUAAUUUCAGUCAAAGUCAAACAUUUACAUAUUGAUUUUAUUUCAAAAGUGUACAAAAGCUCAUUUUCAAAAAGCUCCUAAUACAGCGAUACGAUGUACUGAUUCCUUAACCUAACCUGGGAAACAUUGUGUGAUUAGUAUUCCUCGAGUAAUAAACAUUAACUAUUCCAGUGCUA